This is a messenger RNA of Populus trichocarpa (black cottonwood), 3755 nucleotides long. RefSeq lists its product as uncharacterized. Gene Ontology annotation, molecular function: syntaxin binding; myosin II binding; GTPase activator activity. The coding region runs from base 167 to 3514 and encodes 1115 amino acids. Gene Ontology annotation, cellular component: cytoplasm; plasma membrane. The record is from RefSeq and is a predicted model, not a curated record. Gene Ontology annotation, biological process: regulation of exocytosis. Lineage: Eukaryota; Viridiplantae; Streptophyta; Magnoliopsida; Malpighiales; Salicaceae. The transcript is spliced from 24 exons.
ACGUCUUAAAAGUAUUGUUUUACUUUCUUUCAUUGACCAGCAAAGUCAGGUCCAGCAAUGUGCUACCAGCAGCAGCAGCAUCGAUAUAAUCACUCCAACAAAGUAAACUCUCGUCUUUUUUAAUCAACAAAUAAUCUCUCACAUUUUCCAACCUCUCCGAUUCGCCAUGCUUUCUGCCAAGCGACUCAUUCAAAAAGCCGUCCUCCUCCACCACCACCAGAAUAACGAGGAACGCAGCAGCUUGACGGCAGCGGACUUUGAUUUGCAAGUUGUUAUACACUACGGGAUUCCGUCCACGGCUUCCCUUCUUGCUUUUGAUCCCAUUCAGCGCCUUUUGGCUAUUGCCACACUGGAUGGGAGAAUUAAAGUGAUUGGUGGUGAUGGUAUUGAAGCACUUUUUACGUCACCGAAGCAACUGCCUUACAAGAACAUAGAGUUCUUACAGAAUCAAGGAUUCUUGAUCAGCAUUUCUAUUGAGAACGAUAUUCAGGUCUGGAAUCUGGAGAGCAGAUGCUUAGCAUGUUCGUUACAAUGGGAAUUGAAUAUAACUGCGUUUUCUGUAAUCAGUCGCUCUUGUUUCAUGUAUAUUGGAGAUGAACACGGUUCCAUGUCCGUGCUGAAGUAUGAUUCUGAAGAUGCUAAACUUUUGUGGUUGCCUUAUCGUAUAACUGCAGACUCUUUAAAGGAAGCAGCUGGAUUUCCAUCUCCCGAUCACCAACCUAUUGUUGGAGUUCUUCCUCAGCCUCAUUCUUCGGGAAAUAGGGUUCUGAUUGCAUAUCAAAAUGGAUUGAUAGUUCUCUGGGAUGUUUCUGAAGGUCAGAUCCUUUUUGUUGGAGGUGGCAAGGAUCUCCAACUGAAGGAUGAUUCUAAAAAUGAAGUAGACCCUAAUAUUCCCAAAGAUACAUCUCAUCAUCAUUUAGAGGAGAAAGAGAUCACAGCUCUAAGUUGGGCAUCUUCAAAAGGGUCCAUCCUUGCAGUGGGAUAUUUAGACGGGGAUAUCUUGUUUUGGAAAACAUCAACUACUUCGUCCACUAGAGGUCAAAAAAAUGAAUCGACAAACAGCAAUAUUGUUAAGUUACAAUUAUCAUCAGCUGAAAAGAGGCUCCCUAUUAUUGUUUUACACUGGUCCACAAGUGAUAGACCUAGCAAUGAUGGUGAUGGCCGAUUGUUUAUCUAUGGUGGUGAUGAAAUAGGAUCUGAAGAAGUUCUAACAGUGUUAACUUUAGAGUGGUCAUCUAGGAUGGAAACAGUGACAUGUGUUGGUCGCAUGGAUAUAACACUUGCCGGCUCUUUUGCGGACAUGAUUUUGUUACCAAGUUCUGGACCAACAGAGGGUAAUCCCAAAGCUGCUGUUUCUGUAUUGGCAAACCCUGGACAACUUCAUCUUUUUGAUGAUGCUAGCUUGUCUGCCUUACCAUCUCGGCAAAAGCAUAAAGCAAGUGUCUUGACUAUGGGAUUUCCCAUGGUAGUACCUACAGUAGAUCCACCCAUAACUGUGGCAAAGUUCAUUACGUUACCCUCAGGAGGAAACUCAUCAAAGAUGUUUUCCGAGAUAGCCUCAGCUACAAAACGCGGAUCCACACCAUUCCAGGGUGGUUCUGCAAAUUGGCCCUUGACUGGGGGUGUGCCCAGUCAUCUGUCAUUCACAGAACAUACUGGUGUUGAGAGAGUGUACAUAGCAGGUUAUCUAGAUGGAUCUGUACGGUUAUGGGAUGCCACAUAUCCUGCCUUAUCACUUAUUUGCAUUGUAGAAGGCGAGGUUGAAAACAUAGAAGUGGCUGGAUUUAGUGAUCCAGUGACGAAUUUAGACUUCUGUUCCCUAACACUAAGUCUGGCUGUUGGCAACAAAUGUGGACUGGUUCGCAUUUAUAACCUGGAUGGCAGCUCAGAUGAGACUACCUUCCACUUUCUCAUAGAUACUAAACAUGAAGUUCACACGAUGCCUCAAGGGAAAGGUCCUCCACUUAGAGCUGUUUUUUCUCUUCUCAAUUCUCCUAUUCUUGCACUACAGUUUGCUAAUUAUGGAGCCAAGCUUGCUGUGGGGCUUGAAUGUGGUCGUGUGGUUGUACUUGAUAUGAGUUCAUUAGCAGUUUUGUUCUCUACAGAAUCUGUAUCCAGCUCUUGCUCGCCAGUCAUUUCAGUGAAUUGGGUUGAAUGUAUAAAUACUUGUAGCCUUGUGAAAAGCCCAAAGCAUUCAGAUUCUAAUAUGCCAAUCAACCCUACAGAGCAAGUCAUGUUUUUCCUUACCAAGGAUGCAACUCUUUAUAUGAUUGAUGGUGGAACCGGUAGCAUGAUCAGCUCCCAUCCAUGGCAUCCAAAAAAGAAAUCAGUUGCAAUUUCUAUGUAUGUUAUAGAUGGCAGUCCUUCUGUACCUGGCUUAACAGAUGGAAAGCAGCUGGAGUCUGACCAAAAUUUCAUAGCCAAGAAUGAAUCUGAACAUACAACAACUUCAACAGGGAUUAGUUCACAUAAUAAUGAGCAUCACUCUUCAGUUAACACACUAACCAGAGAAAAAUUGCUGGAUUCAUUUAUUUUGCUUUGUUGUGAGGAUUCAUUGCACUUAUACUCUACAAAGAAUGUUAUUCAGGGAAACAACAAAACCAUUUGUAAAGUGAAACAUGCAAAACCUUGCUGUUGGGCUUCAACUUUUAGGAAACAGGGAAACAUUUGUGGAGUGGUUUUGCUGUUCCAGAGCGGAGUAAUAGAAAUCAGAUCAUUUUCGGGUUUAGAGUUGGUGAAAGAAACCUCCUUAAUGUCAGUUCUAAGGUGGAAUUUCAAGGCAAACAUGGAGAAGAUGAUGAGUUGUGAUAAUGGGCAGAUUACACUGGCUCAUGGGUGUGAAUUGGCCUUCAUCUCACUAUUUUCCGGUGAAAAUUGUUUCAGGAUUCCAGAGUCUCUUCCAUGUCUUCAUGAUAAGGUACUUGCCGCCGCCGCCGAUGCUGCCUUUAAUUUCUCCUCGAAUCAGAAGAAGAAGCAGGGUACUAAACCUGGGAUUCUCGGUGGCAUUGUCAAAGGCUUUAAAGGGGGAAAGGUAGACCACAGUGUGGAAAUUACUCUGAAUCCCAAAUCCGAUUUUAGUCAUCUUGAAGGUGCUUUUUCGAAGCAGCCAUUCUCAGAUUCAUAUCGAACUGCAGUAGAUACUGAGGAAGUUGUGGAGCUUAACAUAGAUGAUAUAGAGAUAGAUGAACCUUCUCUACCCACAGCAACUACUUCAUCACAAGAUGUGAAGCAUAUGAAGAGAGAGAAGUGGUCGGAAAGGGAGCAAUUAUUAGGUGCGACUGAUGAUAUGAAGCCCAAACUUAGGACACCUGAAGAAAUUAUGGCUAAAUACAGAAAAGCAGGGGAUGCCGCUUCGGUUGCUGCACAUGCAAGAAAAAAGCUUGUAGAAAGGCAGGAAAAACUUGAAAGAAUCAGUAGGCGCACUGAAGAGCUCCAAAGUGGAGCCGAAGACUUUUCAUCAAUGGCAAAUGAGCUUGUCAAGUUAAUGGAAAAACGAAAAUGGUGGCAAAUAUGAAGAAAAUAGAAGUCUAGCUUGCUGGCAUGGGUUUUGAUUGUUUGUACCCUUUUUGUCGUGAGUUUUAGGAGUGCAUUUUUUGAAUCUCUAAUGUAUGUUAAUUUAUCCGACUGCAGUUAAUUUUUUUGUGCAAUAUGUAAAACACGGAAGCUCGAGACAUUUCUUAUUAUUUUCAUUUGUUGUAUAGAAUUUUUUGUUUUCUAGAAAUAAAAAGAGAUUGAAAGAGAUUGAUUCACUGAAA